AUGGAGUUAAAAUCAACAGAGAAACAAAACGUCACUGUUGUCAGACUUGCGAAGCACGUCAUCGCCACCGUUGCCAAUGGCUCCAACAUUGUCUUUUCACCGACAUCAAUCAACGCUUUGCUCAGCCUCAUCGCGGUGGGUUCCAGUCAUGUCUCCAAAGAAAAUAUUCUUUCAUUCCUCAUGUUACCGUCGACGGAUCACCUCAAUGCAGUGUGGCCCAGAUGGCAGAUCGCAGCGAGACUAGUGAUGUGCGCGGCCUAUAGUGUCUGGAUAGACAAAAUGACAAAUCUAUCUCCUUCAAACCUUCUUUUAAAGAGCUUUUUGGAGAACUUCUACAGUUGUAUAUAUAGUCAAGUUGACUUCAAUGCUAAGCUUGAGAAAGUAGUCACCGAACCAUGUUUUCUCGAUAUUCAUAUUCCGCUCGACCGUUUAACUUCUCUUUCGAGUUUAAAGUCUCAGAUGCUUUAA
Molecule: messenger RNA, 468 nt
Organism: Microthlaspi erraticum
Lineage: Eukaryota; Viridiplantae; Streptophyta; Magnoliopsida; Brassicales; Brassicaceae
Source: the annotation of a GenBank genome assembly